Molecule: messenger RNA, 1049 nt
Organism: Gigantopelta aegis
Lineage: Eukaryota; Metazoa; Mollusca; Gastropoda; Neomphalida; Peltospiridae
Product: mitotic-spindle organizing protein 2A-like
Exons: 3
Coding region: 173-553 (126 amino acids)
Cellular component (GO): spindle; centrosome
Source: RefSeq, a predicted model, not a curated record
ACUGACCCAUGUUUCCUUGUUUGUUUCUAACUCAUUUUACGUAUAGCGUAAUAAAAUAUUAAUUCUGUUGUCAAAAGCAAUAACUUCCUGCAAGAAAAUUCAAACGCUUCUUUGAAUUUUACUAUGUUAAAAACCUUUGAAUUUUAGAUAGAAGAUUUUUCAUACCACUGAUAUGACUUCUGCCAUGAGGACAGAAGUACUACGAUUUACUCUUCUCAGUAAAAACGUGUUAACACCAGAGGAGACUGAACUGUACGAGUUAUCACAAUUAGCUGGAGUCACACUCGAUCCUGAUGUUUUCAAGAUUUUACUAGAUCUUCUCAAGCUAAAUGUUGCUCCCUCAGCAUUGUUACAAAUGCUCAAGUCCAUGACCGGAUCUUACAAGAAGAAACCUGCUCCAGCAAAUCCGGUACUACCACAAGCUGCACACACGGACAGUGCACACCUCCAGUCUGUACCGACCGAACGUGUCAACCUUCACGGAUCCCGCACCGAAAGUCACAAUCGUAGUCGCACAUACGCAGCAACCCGUAGACCAGAGGCUCGCAGAUAGCGGCAGGCAUUGUCAUCUCGUCUGUACCGACCGGCCGCGUCAACCUUCAUGGAUCUCGCACUGAAGUCACAAUCAUAGUGACGCAUACACAGCAACGCUUAGACCUGAGGUUUGGAGAUAUCGGCAGGCAUUAUUAACACACGUAUUGUCAUGUGUGCAUCAUUUGACAGUUUAACAUGGAAAACCCUGAACUCAGAUUUUAAGGAGCUACGUUUUAAACCUUAAAAGUUGCAUUUUAAAACUGUUUGAACAAAUUAUUUUAAUACAUGUAUGUAAUAUAUGUUGGUAUGUUUUCAUGUUUGAAAAUCUCAUUUUGGUGAGAUGUAUAGAUUGUAGUUACAUUUUUUGUUGACAUGAUUAGCACCAAACAAGAAUAUUUUUUAAGAUGCUUACAAUGAACAUAAUUAAUGUUAUUUUUAUGACCAUGUCUGAGAAGGUGCAAGUUGAUAAAAAAGAGAGACUGUUUUAUUGGCCUGGUAUUAAAUUUUGUAAUUAA